This is a messenger RNA of Vidua macroura (Pin-tailed whydah), 6511 nucleotides long. RefSeq names its product hexokinase-2. Gene Ontology annotation, cellular component: mitochondrion; cytosol. The record is from RefSeq and is a predicted model, not a curated record. The coding region runs from base 17 to 2770 and encodes 917 amino acids. The transcript is spliced from 18 exons. Gene Ontology annotation, molecular function: mannokinase activity; ATP binding; fructokinase activity. NCBI's taxonomy places the organism in Eukaryota, Metazoa, Chordata, Aves, Passeriformes, Viduidae. Gene Ontology annotation, biological process: glucose 6-phosphate metabolic process; intracellular glucose homeostasis; glycolytic process.
CCGUGCCGCUCCCGCCAUGAUCGCAUCGCACCUCCUCGCUUACUUCUUCACCGAGCUCAGCCAUGACCAGGCGCAGAAGGUCGACAAGUACCUGUACCACAUGCGGCUCUCUGACGAGACCCUGCUGGAGGUGUCCCAGCGUUUCGAGAAGGAGAUGGAGAAGGGGCUGGGAGCAGACACCAACCCCACCGCCUCCGUGAAGAUGCUGCCCACCUUCGUCAGGUCCACCCCGGACGGGACAGAGGAUGGGGACUUCCUGGCCCUGGACCUGGGUGGCACCAACUUCCGAGUGCUGCGGGUGAAGGUGUCGGACAACGGGCUGCGCAAGGUGGAGAUGGAGAACCAGAUCUACGCUAUCCCCGAGGAGCUCAUGCGCGGCAGCGGAGUGCAGCUUUUCGACCACAUUGCCGAGUGUUUGGCUAACUUCCUGGACAAGCUGCAAAUCAAAGACAAGAAGCUCCCCCUUGGCUUCACCUUCUCCUUCCCGUGCCACCAGACCAAGCUGGACGAGAGUAUCCUCGUGACAUGGACGAAGGGGUUCAAGUGCAGCAGCGUGGAGGGGAGGGACGUGGUGUCCCUGCUGCGCAAGUCCAUCAAGAAAAGAGGGGACUUCGACAUCGACAUUGUGGCCGUGGUGAAUGACACCGUGGGAACCAUGAUGACCUGUGGCUACGAUGACCACAACUGUGAAGUUGGCCUCAUUGUUGGAACUGGUACCAAUGCCUGCUACAUGGAGGAGAUGAGGCACAUCGACCUGGUGGAAGGGGACGAAGGCCGCAUGUGCAUCAACAUGGAGUGGGGGGCCUUUGGUGAUGACGGUGUGCUCAACGACAUCCGCACCGAGUUUGACCGUGAGAUCGACAUGGGCUCGCUCAACCCUGGCAAACAAUUGUUUGAGAAGAUGAUCAGUGGGAUGUACAUGGGGGAGCUGGUCAGGCUCAUCCUGGUGAAGAUGGCCAAGGAAGGGCUGUUGUUUGGGGGAAGGCUCACGCCGGAUCUGCUCACCACGGGCCACUUCGAGACCAGAUUCGUGUCCGCCAUUGAGAAGGAGAAGGAAGGGCUGCAGAAAGCUCAUGAGAUCCUGAGCAAGCUGGGCCUGGAGCCGUCGCACGAGGACUGCCUGGCCACGCUGCGCGUCUGCCAGAUCGUGUCGACGCGCUCGGCCAGCCUGUGCGGGGCCACGCUGGCCGCCGUGCUGCGCCGCAUCAAGGACAACAAGGGGGUGGAGAGGCUGCGCUCCACCGUGGGCGUGGACGGCUCCGUGUACAAGAAACACCCGCACUUUGCCCGUCGCAUGCACAAGACCGUGCGGCAGCUGCUGCCGGACUGCGAGAUCCGCUUCAUCCGCUCAGAGGACGGGAGCGGCAAAGGGGCGGCCAUGGUGACAGCCGUGGCCUACAGGCUGGCUGCACAGCACAAGGCCCGGCAGAAGAUCCUGGAGCCCCUCAAGCUGAGCCAUGAGCAGCUGCUGGAGGUGAAGGAAAGGAUGAGGAUAGAGAUGGAGAAAGGGCUGGGCAAGGAGACGCACGCGGAGGCGACGGUGAAAAUGCUGCCCACCUACGUGUGCUCCACUCCCGAUGGAACAGAAAAGGGAGAUUUCCUCGCCCUGGACCUGGGAGGAACCAACUUCCGCGUGCUGCUGGUGCGCGUCAGGAACGGGAUGCGGCGCGGGGUGGAAAUGCACAACAAGAUCUACUCCAUCCCUGUGGAGAUCAUGCAGGGCACGGGAGAGGAGCUCUUUGACCACAUUGUCCACUGCAUCUCCGACUUCCUGGAGUACAUGGGGAUGAAGGGCGUGUCGCUCCCACUGGGAUUCACCUUCUCCUUCCCUUGCCAGCAGAACAACCUGGACGAGGGAAUUCUCCUGAAGUGGACGAAAGGUUUCAAGGCGACGGGCUGCGAGGGAGAGGACGUGGUGGGGCUGCUGAAGGAGGCCAUUCACAGGAGAGAGGAAUUUGACCUGGACGUGGUGGCAGUGGUCAAUGACACAGUUGGCACCAUGAUGACCUGUGGGUACGAGGAUCCCUACUGUGAAGUUGGGCUGAUUGUUGGCACGGGCAGCAACGCCUGCUACAUGGAGGAGAUGAGGAACGUGGAGCUGGUGGAAGGGGAUGAGGGCAGGAUGUGUGUCAACAUGGAGUGGGGCGCCUUCGGGGACAGCGGGUGCCUGGAUGACAUUCGGACGGAGUUCGACCUGGCGGUGGAUGAGCUGUCCCUCAACCCUGGCAAGCAGAGGUAUGAGAAGAUGAUCAGUGGGAUGUACCUGGGGGAAAUCGUCCGCAACAUCCUGAUGGACUUCACCAAGAAAGGGCUGCUCUUCCGGGGACGGAUCUCGGAGAGGCUGAAGACCAGAGGGAUCUUUGAGACCAAGUUCCUGUCCCAGAUAGAGAGCGACUGCCUGGCCCUGCUGCAGGUGCGCUCCAUCCUGCAGCACCUGGGGCUGGAGUCCACGUGCGACGACAGCAUCAUUGUCAAGGAGGUGUGCACGGUGGUGGCGCGGCGCGCGGCCCAGCUCUGCGGCGCCGGCAUGGCCGCCGUGGUGGACAAGAUCCGUGAGAACCGCGGCCUGGACUUCCUCAAAAUCACCGUCGGCGUGGACGGGACGCUCUACAAGCUGCACCCUCACUUCUCCACAGUCCUGCAGGAGACAGUGAGGCAGCUGUCCCCCAAGUGUGAAGUGACCUUCCUGCAGUCGGAGGACGGCAGCGGCAAAGGCGCCGCGCUGAUCACGGCCGUGGCCUGCCGCAUCCGCGAGGCCGGGCAGCGGUAGAGGGAAGCAGGUUUGCCCAAGAGCUUGGUUUCAGAACAGGACGUUUCCUCAUCCAGCCCCUCCCUCCCUCUGCACACACCCACACACCCCCUCCCCUCCAAGCAGACUCGUAGCUUUACUUGUUCUCCGAGGCACCACGGUGGGACUGGAGGCGCCGUGGGCUCUGUACCAAGCGUUGUCAUAGGGGUUUCCUUGCAUGCCAUAAAACCAGCUGUCGAGUAAAGCUCACAGCGUCUUUUGGCUUCUCCCUGCACUUCCAGGUGGAGCUGGAGCUGUCCCACCUCCAUCACACCCCAGCUCUCCUCCCACCGCCCCGACCACUGGCCCUCCCCUAGCAGCAGUAGGGAUAACACUCAGAUAAUUCAGACACUGCAUUGUCACUUUAACAGUACCUAUUUAUGUGUGUUGCUGUCCGUGCCGUAGAAGCAAACCUCUAAGAUUGGGCUAAAGACCUCCACUAGUCUUUUACCCUGAUCAAGGCUGUGUUAUUUCCAUGAAAGUCAUGGUAACUCUUAAAGCACAGGGUGCAGAGUUCCAGCGGCGUGGCCGCGGCUGCACUGGAGGUACCGCGUAUCUCCCUUGGCGAGCAGUCCUGGAGAACCUGCUGGAGCCAGGCUGCAGGGGCCCCUCAGCCAGCCCAGCAGAGCACGUGCCUGGAAAUAAUUGGGGACUCAGGGUCUAAUCCCAUUUCCUGACCUCUCACCCGCACCCUGAGCAGUGUGUAGGAACGUGGCACGUGUAGAGUCGUGUUUCACCCCUGGACACCACCACCCCCUUCCCUGGUGCAUGUGUGGGCUCCAGGAGCUGCUGCCACGGGUCAGUGUCUCCCUUGCCAAGCCCCAAACCCGUGGCCGUGUCUGCCCUUGGCGUGGAGGGUCUGGUUUGCUUUGUGUCUGUGAAAUUGUGAAAUAGUUCUGCAGCUGCAGCCUUUAGGUGGCACCUGGAUUUAUACACUGUAUAUUUAUGUUUUAAGAGAUCGGAUGUCUUUUUAUGUACAUAGUCUGGGGGGGGUUGUAUCACUUAGUUUUAACGUCACCUUUUCAUGUCAUUGAAGAAGAGUACAGAGUAAUUAUUUUUUUUUUCUUCUGUCGUGUAAUUUUUUUUUUUUUUUUUUUAAUUUAAAAUUUUCUUGGGGUAGACUGGAAAAAGAGACCCAAAUACCUGAGGACUGUUGUACAAGAGGUUUGGGCAUUCUGACUUUAUCACCAGGACAAAAGGGAAAGCAGAAAGCCAGGGCGUGCAGGAGCAGUGGGGCCCUGCGGUGAUGCUGUCGGCUUCAGGCUGGGUUUAACCUUAGGACAGGUUUUAUUUUGUCCCUUGCCCUCCCCAGCUGUGCUCUGGAAGGUCACAUCCAUGGGGGGAUGACAUAACCCAGGGCCCUGCAGGUCCCCAGGGACCCCUGUGCCCGCAGCAUCACCUUGUGCCAUGGCCCAAUGCAGGGAUCCAUUUUUGCCAACAGAAAACUCUGGAUGAACUAAAAGCUGCAGGUCUCUGCCUCAGUGAGAGGAGGCAGACAGAGGGUGGGGGGGGUUUUCUGUAAAUAUUUAGCAGAAGUUAAUGAAAUUUCAGUGAUGUACAAAAAAAUAUAAUAACUAAUAAACCCCACAAUCAGCCCUUCAGAUUGGAGGAUAGAGUUUUUGUCUAUUUUUAUGUAUAUUUUUAUACUGCUUGGGGUAACCUUAUUACCAAAAGUCUCUCUUCUGUGUUGGGGGUCAAGUUCAGUAGCACAAUUUUAAAGGAAAAUUACUCUUUUGGGCAUUUUAAAUGCUUAUUUUUUUAUAAGCCUCAAGACAAUUAUAACAAAUAAAACCUGUGUAUAGAAAUGAUGUAAGAAACCAAGUUUAGUGGAAGUUUUAGAAGCUGUUAAAUAAAUCUUUGAAGGAUGAUACAGAAAUCCUGUAAUCUGGUACCAAGCAGUUUUGUGUGAUUUUUUUUCCCUCAGAAAACCAGCAUUUUGCCUACUGAAAAAUCAAACCAGAAAUCUUUUUAGCUGCUGCACUGUACAGAGUUACAUUAGUGGCUGUUUUACUCUUAGCCAGCUGUGCCCCGUCUGAAAUCCAUAGUGUUUUCAUCCGUCAGUGAGUGAAACUUUAUACAACAGCAGUUUUGGGGGCAGAAUGGGAAGGAUGGGGAGCUGAGCAGCCCUGCUUUUGAGCAGGGAAAUGACAGGGUGAGAGGGGAACUGGGGAGCUGAGGUACCUGGACUGGAGCAGGGUCACCACAGUCCCCUCACCUGCCUGGUGUGAAGGAGGGGCUGCAGCUCCACAGGGGUGAGGCACCCUUGUGGGUGGUGGUGGAUUUUUGGAUACCCCUCUGGGUCUCCAAGGCUCCCCUAAUAAUGCUGGAAAGCUUUUGCUUAGACUCAGAAUCAAGCAGGGUCUGGAAUGUUUCCAGUUCAAAGCGUUGCAGGACACCUGUGGGUGCAGGUGCACCCUCCCCAGGGCUGCAGGGAGGGGUCUGGGGAGCCCCUGGAGGAGUUUGUGCUCCCCGGGGUACCCAGGGGGACCAGCCCUGCAGGUGUUGGAUGUCCAGCCUGACUGGGACUGGGACCUCACGCCAAAAUGUCGCCAUGGGAUGUUCUGUGAAUGUGUUUAAAAUGAAGAAGGGAAGAUUAAAUCCUAAUUACUGAUAUGAAGGGAAGAUCAAAUGAUUAUCUGUGGGGACAGAGGAACAGACUGGUCAGGCUGAUUUGCCCAGUCUGUGUCUUCCCUGCAGCAAGAAGUGCUGCUUUGUGGGUUUAGGAUGGUUUUGUUUUGCUUGGUUGUUCCCAUCUGGAUGCAUUUUCUUUGCACUCCCAGGGUGCUGGAAUGUUCUCUGGCCACACAGGCACCAGGGAACAGAGUCUCUGCCCUUCCCUCCCUGGCAAAUCUCUCCUCCUUGGUACUUUGGACAGGAUUUUAUUGGGUUUUUAAAAUAUAUGUAGAUCUAUAUAAACACAAUCAGCAAAUUAGUGAGACUCGCAAGCAGAAUUUGCCUCUUCCCUUCCUGGAGUCCAAGGCUGGGAGGGAGAAGCUCGUGCUCAGUGGCCCGAGGGUAUCAGUGGGGCACAGAUCUGUGGCCUGGCAACAGCUUGGGUGCGGUUUGACCCGAGAUAACUCCGUGCCUGCUCUCCCUUAUCAGGCAAUCCAAACCCAUCUGGCUGUCAGAGAGAUAAGGAGGUGAAAGGUCCAAGUGCACGGCAGGGGAGAAGUACAAAACGCUGGCAAAAUGCACCAUUUGUGCAGGGGUUGUGGGGUACAAGGUAACAACACCACCACCUGGACUGUGGGGAGCUCUCGCCAGUCCCCUCCAGACAAGGAAAAUGCCUGCUUUGGGAGAUCAGUCACUUGCUCUGGCACAAAAAUGGGCACUGAAGGCAGAAAGAGGCAAUUCCUGUUCUCAAGGUUAUUUGGAGAGAGGAAAAUUCUUUCCCUUGUGACAUCCCUGACCAGUCCUGACCUUUCUGGCCUGAAGCAAAGAAAAUGCAUCUCGAUGUGGGCGCUGGCUCUGUGCGGGCAGGGGAGUCAUAAAGCCAAAGACUGUGGCUGCUGGCAGAAACGAGUGCUGUAGAUUCACCUGAUGUUGUUCUUUCGUGUUUACAAUAUUUAUUUCUAGCAAUUGACUGCAAUGAUGAUAUAUAUAGGCUUCCUUAUUUUUGUACUUUUCAUACCGUUCUCCUGAGUGUGGUGUUGUACUGCUCAGCUCCCCUCGGCCACCACUGCUGCUCCUCGUCAGUGACAAUAAAGCAGAGAAAAACAACCA